AUGGCUUUAUUACCGCCCGACCCUGUUUACACCAUACGAAAUGUCGACAAUACACCGGUUUUCUCUUUGGCGUUUAACUUUCUACCCGGCGGUCUCGAGAGGUUACUAGCCGGUUCAAAGAAUGGCUAUGUUUAUGCAUACAACCUUCAGACAAACAGAGUGCAACAAAAGAUAAAAGUUGGUCAAGCUCCCAUUCUUCAUCUUUUACAUACAGAAGACCAAUUAGUUACUCAAGAAAAAGGUGGAAAAUAUAAAAUAUUUAAUUUGACAAACUCUGGCUAUCAAGAGGAUACAUUAAUUGAUAUGGAUUACCCUGGUUUUUGUCGAUUUGAAGCCAACACAAAACUCAAAACACUUUAUGUACCUGAUAGGGAAUCCCAAGUAUAUAUUUUUAACUUUGCUGGAGAAAAGAUUGGAAGUCUAAAACCAGAAUUUUCAGAUCCAAAGUUGGGAGAUCCAAUGUGCAUGAAAUACAUUGAAUUAGCACCAGAAAAGUCUUACUUAUUAGUAGGGUAUGAAGCUGGGUGGCUUGUUCUGUGGGAUCUCAACACUAGUCAGGCGAUUGGUAAACUCCAAACUAAAGAAUGUCCCAUGUCAGUGGAUUUCUGUAAAGAACAGCAAAGGGGUAUCAUUGGGAAUGCUUCAGAUGUGAUACAAAUAUUUAGUAUAGGGAGAAAAGACUUGAGCUUGGUCCAUGGUACAGAUAUAACAAUAAAAAAUCAUGGAAUUAACAAAGUGCAGUCUCGACUUGAUGCAAAAGUUUUUGUUUCUGGUGGUUGGGAUGGCCAUAUUCGAAUCUUCUCGUGGUUUUCGUUAAGGCCUUUAGUUGUCCUAACUGAACAUAAGAGAGCAAUCCAAGAUGUUGUUUAUUCUACCCAGAAAGUAUCCAUGUGGAAUGCUAACAUAAUGGCGGCAGGUGGCCUUGAUGGAGUUAUUACUCUUUGGGAUUUGUACAAUCAAAAGCAAUGA
Molecule: messenger RNA, 969 nt
Organism: Pieris macdunnoughi
Lineage: Eukaryota; Metazoa; Arthropoda; Insecta; Lepidoptera; Pieridae
Source: the annotation of a GenBank genome assembly